Messenger RNA from Closterium sp. NIES-67, 236 nucleotides. Lineage: Eukaryota; Viridiplantae; Streptophyta; Zygnematophyceae; Desmidiales; Closteriaceae. The record is from the annotation of a GenBank genome assembly.
CUGGAAGAAUGCAGGUUGCGAGAGAGAGAGAGAGAGAGAGAGAGAGAGAGAGAGAGAGAGAGAGAGAGAGAGAGAGAGAGAGAGAGAGAGAGAGAGAGAGAGAGAGAGAGAGAGAGAGAGAGAGAGAGAGAGAGAGAGAGAGAGUAAGCACGCAGCGGAAGCGUGAGGAGCAGGCCCACAAGGUUCGAGUGGCUCUGAUACCAUCUCAAACUUAGGACACUAGCUUCUUAAACUUA